This is a messenger RNA of Melozone crissalis (California towhee), 1455 nucleotides long. RefSeq names its product zinc finger protein 330 (gene NOAZFP). The coding region runs from base 59 to 1024 and encodes 321 amino acids. The record is from RefSeq and is a predicted model, not a curated record. Gene Ontology annotation, cellular component: nucleus. The transcript has 10 exons. Gene Ontology annotation, molecular function: zinc ion binding. Lineage: Eukaryota; Metazoa; Chordata; Aves; Passeriformes; Passerellidae.
GCGCACCGCGGCGCACCGCCGCUUCCGGCUUCCGCGCGGCCGCCGAGCCAGAGUAAACAUGCCUAAAAAGAAGACGGGUGCUCGUAAGAAAGCCGAGAACCGUCGGGAGCGUGAGAAGCAGAUCAGGGCUUCACGAGCCAACAUAGACCUAGCCAAACACCCUUGCAAUGCUUCAAUGGAAUGUGAUAAGUGCCAAAGACGACAGAAGAAUAGAGCUUUUUGUUACUUCUGUAAUUCUGUUCAGAAAUUGCCCAUUUGUGCACAAUGUGGAAAAACCAAAUGCAUGAUGAAGUCUUCUGACUGUGUUAUAAAACAUGCUGGUGUGUACAGUACUGGACUAGCUAUGGUGGGUGCAAUCUGUGAUUUCUGUGAAGCCUGGGUGUGUCACGGGAGGAAGUGUCUCAGCACCCACGCGUGCAUGUGCCCUCUGGCAGAUGCAGAAUGCGUUGAGUGUGAAAGAAGUGUCUGGGACCAUGGAGGCAGAAUAUUCACCUGCUCUUUUUGCCAUGAUUUCCUCUGUGAAGAUGAUCAGUUUGAACAUCAAGCCAGCUGCCAAGUUCUGGAAGCAGAGACAUUUAAAUGUGUCUCCUGUAACAGGCUGGGGCAGCAUUCCUGCCUGCGUUGCAAGGCUUGUUUUUGUGACGAUCACGUGCGAAGUAAGGUUUUCAAGCAGGAAAAGGGGAAAAAGCCUCCUUGCCCUAAGUGUGGCCAUGAAACUCAUCAGACAAAGGAUCUGAGCAUGUCAACACGUCCAUUGAAAUUUGGCCGACAGACUGGAGGAGAAGAUGCAGAUGGAGCUUCUGGUUAUGAUGCCUACUGGAAAAACCUUUCCUCCAGCAAGGCUGGGGAGGCAGGUGACCGUGAGGAUGAAUAUGAUGAGUAUGAAGCAGAGGAUGAUGAUGAAGAUGACAAUGAUGAGCGAGGGAAGGAUUCAGAUUCUGAGACCACGGAUGUAUUCAGCAAUUUGAAUUUAGGAAGGACCUAUGCUAGUGGCUAUGCACAUUAUGAGGAAUCAGAAGAUUAAGCUUAGUGUGCUGGCUUUGGCGGAGCCAAGCAAUGCUUCACUGAGUUGUGUACAUGCUAGUAGGAUAGCUCUAUCAGGUACUUAGGUAUCAGAGUUAGAGAGCAAAGAAUGUGGGACUUCUGCAGUAACUCCAAAGGACAUUUUUCCUGUAGAUGAACUGAUGUUAGGUUGGGGACUGGGGGAGAAAAUCAAGAUUUUUUUUUCCCCUGAAACAACAGAAUGGUUUUGUCCUUGAGUUACUGAGUAUAAUGGUUCAAUACCAUUUCCUCCUAUCAACACAGGAGUGUGGGAAAGCUGUAGCUGUUGCUUCCAUUUGCCCAUCAGAAACUAAGUUAUUUUUUACAAUAAUUUUGUUAACUGAUUUCAUACAUUAUGCAGUGGUGGGUUGGUGACUGCAUUUUUUUUUGGUCUGCACAAUAAAAGUCAACUGC